Messenger RNA from Trichoderma gamsii, 1683 nucleotides. Its product is annotated as carboxypeptidase cpdS precursor. Gene Ontology annotation, biological process: proteolysis. The transcript has 3 exons. Gene Ontology annotation, molecular function: serine-type carboxypeptidase activity. The record is from RefSeq and is a predicted model, not a curated record. The coding region runs from base 1 to 1683 and encodes 560 amino acids. NCBI's taxonomy places the organism in Eukaryota, Fungi, Ascomycota, Sordariomycetes, Hypocreales, Hypocreaceae.
AUGAAGUUCUGGGGGAUUUGGAGCCUCUUGGCAGCUGUCGGCAUCGUCGUCGCGGCCCCUCCUACCAAUGAUUUCCUCGGUAUUCACACCCUUGGUCUUGAUAAUCGUACCGCUGGUGCUGCCAUCCAUCCCCCUCCGGAGAACCACGGUGGGUGUGGUUUUCAGCCACAGCCCGAGCCGCGAUUUUACAACUCUGUCACAAAAGGUUUCUAUGUCAACGGCACCACUCUCCCCGAGAUCGACUUUGAUGUGGGUGACUCGUAUGCUGGAAAUCUUCCUAUCAGCAACAAGCGCAACGAAAGCGAUGAGCUCUUCUUUUGGUUCUUUCCGACGGUCAAUCAGGAGUAUCAGGACGACAAGGAAAUUGUCAUCUGGCUCAGUGGCGGGCCCGGAUGCUCGUCAAUGAUGGCUCUUUUUCUAGAGAACGGUCCCAUCUCAUGGCAACCUGGGACAUUGGAGCCCAUCUCCAAUCCUUUCAGCUGGCACCUCCUCACCAAUGUCGUCUGGAUCGAUCAGCCUGUUGGCACGGGGUUUUCCAAAGGUAAUCCCAGCAUCACAGAUGAAGACGGACUAGCCGAACAAUUCAAGGGUUUCUGGCGCAAUUUUGUUGACACCUUUGGUUUGCAUGGCUGGAAAGUCUACAUCGCGGGUGAAUCCUGGGCCGGCAUGUACGGUCCAUACAUCUCCAGCCAUUUCAUCGACGCCAAGGACACGGAUUACUUCGACGUACAGGGGUUGAUCAUCUAUGAUGGAAAUUUGUUUGGCCAGACUGUGCAUAGCACCAUCCCCAUCCUGCCGUUCGUCACCCGUUACCAGGAUAUACUUCCAUUCAAUGACACCAUGUUAUCAAGCUUCCGCCAUGUUCAUGAAGAUUGCGGUUUCACCGACUAUUUUGAAAAAUAUCUCGUGUUUCCUCCUGUGGGCAUACAACCUGACCUCACUCCGGUCCAAAAUAAUGAUACCUGCUACAAAUUCUGGGAUAAUCUCGUGGAUGCAGCCAGCGCAGAAAGCCCUUGUUUCAGCCCAUAUAACAUCAUCGAUCGCUGUCCCUAUCCUUAUGAUGCAAUUGUCAACCCUGCCAAUCCCACCAACGGCAGUAACUCCUAUUUCAACCGCGCUGAAGUCAAAAGGGCAAUUCAUGCCCCUGAUGGGUUUGAUUGGACGCCGUGUUUCCUUGGGGUCUUCCCUAGUGGAAUAGACAAUUCCUCGUUUUCGGGGUUUAAGCAGCUCCCACACGUCAUUGACACAACUAGGAACGUCAUCCUUGCCCAAGGUGGUGUCGACGCGAUGUUUCCCAUAAACGGAGCGGUGCUGGGAAUUCAAAACAUGACAUGGGGUGGCGAGUUGGGUUUCCAAUACCAACCGCAAGAUCCAUUCUACGUCCCGAAUUAUGGGCUCAACAGCACUGGUACUGGCUUUACUGGGUACGGCUCCAAUUCCCCAGCCUCAUUUGGCGUUCUGGGUACGACUCACCACGAACGUGGUCUUACGCUCGUAGCGACAAAACUGGCUGGCCAUCAAGGGCCCGGCUAUGCACCCGCGGCGUCAUUCCGUCACCUGGAGAAGUUGUUAGGAAGAGUAAAGAGCCUGAGCGGCACUGAGCCGUUUACUCUCCCAAAACUACGAAACAUCUCUCAGCCAGCCGCGACUACCCUAGGCAAGGGUACCAUGCCGAUUCCCUAG